Molecule: messenger RNA, 669 nt
Organism: Meyerozyma guilliermondii ATCC 6260
Lineage: Eukaryota; Fungi; Ascomycota; Pichiomycetes; Serinales; Debaryomycetaceae
Exons: 1
Coding region: 1-669 (222 amino acids)
Biological process (GO): proteasome regulatory particle assembly
Cellular component (GO): nucleus; cytoplasm
Molecular function (GO): protein binding
Source: RefSeq, a predicted model, not a curated record
AUGACCACAGACAACUUUGACCACAGCUUUUCCGGCGUCAUGAGGACGCUCAACCUUGACCCAGACAAGUUCCAGAACUACAACGGUGACUUCAGUUCCUUGAAUUAUCGUCAACUUGCCACUGUGAAAUCAGACAUCGAAAACCAGCUUUCGUUGUUGUUUGACAUGUUGACAAAUAACUUUGCCGCAGACAUGUCUACGCCAUUGGUGACCGAGGACGGGUUUCCUCGUAAUGACAUUGACGUCGUCAGUAUACGGUUGGUUCGUGUUCGAAUCGUCAUGUUGAAAAACGACUUGAAAUCGGUGUUGGAGUUGUUGGAAAAAAAGUUGCAACAACAAUUUUCGAACCAAGAACGACAGCCAGCUCCAGUUACGGCAGCACCGAAUGUAGAACAGUUGGUGCCGUUUGCGUUGGUGACGGAGAUUGCCGACGAAAGUCCAGCGGAAAAAGCUGGGCUACAAUUGCAAGAUAAAAUUGUCUACUUUGAUGAUAUAUAUGCUGCAAAUCAUAACAGAUUACAGGCAAUUGCCGGACGCUUGAAACAGCGCCAGGACCAAAAAGUACGGGUCCUUGUUCUUCGUGAUGGAAAAAAGGUUCAUUUGGAACUUGUUCCGUCUGAUAAUUGGCUGGGUAAUGGACUCUUGGGCUGUCGUUUGGUGCCGUUGUAA